Messenger RNA from Centruroides sculpturatus (bark scorpion), 497 nucleotides. Its product is annotated as dehydrodolichyl diphosphate synthase complex subunit NUS1-like. The record is from RefSeq and is a predicted model, not a curated record. The transcript is spliced from 3 exons. Gene Ontology annotation, cellular component: dehydrodolichyl diphosphate synthase complex; endoplasmic reticulum membrane. Lineage: Eukaryota; Metazoa; Arthropoda; Arachnida; Scorpiones; Buthidae. Gene Ontology annotation, molecular function: ditrans,polycis-polyprenyl diphosphate synthase [(2E,6E)-farnesyl diphosphate specific] activity. Bases 28 to 351 code for a protein of 107 amino acids.
AAAAUUUUAUAUUUAUUAGGCUUCAGUAUGCAUGAUAUCUGCAGGAAGGUAGAAGUCAUUUUGCUAUGCAGAGAAAAUGGUAAAAGUGAUAUUGUAGAUGCAGUGAGAAGAUAUUCGGUAGAAAAAGAAUCAAAGUUAAAAUUUUGUAAUUAUUUGAAAGGAAAUGCAGACUUUCCUGAUCCAGAUUUGAUAUUACAAUAUGGUCCAUGUCGAUCUGUGAUGGGUUAUUUGCCAUGGCAUAUUCGUUUGACAGAAAUGACUUUUUCAAGAACCCAUCAUCAAAUAGAUUUAUCAGACUUUUUUAAUAGUCUGGUUAGGUAUAAUAAAUGUGAACAACGUUUUGGUAAAUAAAAUUUACAAAUCUGUAUUUUUAUGAUUUUGUUCAUAAUUAUCAUAUUUGGAAAUCAUAUCAUAUGUGACUGACAAAAAUGAAAUAUUGAAUUUGUGAAUUGUAUGUUUUCAUAAACACACAAUGCUGUAUUAAAAUAAACAAUGUU